AUCUGUGUAAUUUAUACAAGGCAGCGUUUCCUUCAUUUGUCUGGUGUGAGGCGUCCAUUGUCAACGCUUUUUGCAAUAUUGCACACCGAGCGAUUCGGUUGUUUCUCUUUAGUUGUGUCUUUGAGUCAACAGAAACAAUGCGCGAAGUUAUCUCAGUCCAUGUCGGCCAGGCCGGAGUCCAGAUGGGCAAUGCCUGCUGGGAGCUGUACUGCCUGGAACACGGCAUCCAACCUGAUGGUCAGAUGCCCAGUGACACAUCCAUCGGAAGUUGUGAGGACUCCUUCAACACCUUCUUCAGUGAGACCAGUUCCGGCAAGCACGUCCCACGCGCCAUUUUCGUUGAUUUGGAGCCUACGGUAGUCGACGAGGUCCGCACCGGCACCUACCGCCAGCUUUUUCACCCUGAGCAGCUGAUCACAGGCAAGGAGGAUGCCGCCAACAACUACGCCAGGGGCCACUUUUCCGUCGGAAGAGAAAAAGUGGAUGAGGUCAUUGAUAAAAUCCGCAAGAUGGCCGACAAGUGCACUGGCCUCCAGGGUUUCCUCAUCUUCCACAGUUUCGGUGGAGGCACUGGCUCUGGCUUCAGCGCAUUACUCAUGGAGAAGCUAGCCGUGGACUUUGGCAAGAAGUCCAAGCUUGAGGUCGCGGUUUACCCUGCCCCUCAGAUGUCUUCCUCAGUGGUAGAGCCAUACAACUCUGUCUUAGCUACCCACACUACCCUGGAGCAUACCGACUGCGCCUUUGUCGUCGACAACGAGGCCAUCUACGACAUCUGCCGUCGUAAACUUGACAUCGAGCGGCCAUCUUAUGCCAAUCUCAACCGUCUGAUUGCCCAGGUCGUGUCCUCAAUAACAUCAUCUCUGCGCUUCGAAGGGUCCCUUAACGUCGAUCUAAACGAGUUCCAAACCAACUUGGUUCCCUAUCCACGAAUCCAUUUCCCUCUUGUGACUUACGCUCCUGUUAUCUCUGCUGAGAAGGCCUACCAUGAGCAGUUCAGCAUCGCAGACCUCACUGGUGCCUGCUAUGAGCCAGAAAACCAGAUGGUUAAGUGCGAUCCUCGUCAUGGCAAGUACAUGGCCUGCUGUCUGCUCUACCGUGGCGAUGUCGUCCCUAAGGAUGUCAAUGCCGCUAUCGCCAACAUCAAGACCAAGCGCACCAUCCAGUUCGUCGACUGGUGUCCAACUGGCUUCAAGGUCGGGAUCAACAACCAGCCGCCCACCGUCGUGCCUGGUGGUGAUCUGGCCAAGGUGCAGCGUGCCGUUUGCAUGCUGAGCAACACCACGGCCAUCGCUGAGGCCUGGGCUCGUCUGGAUCACAAGUUUGAUCUGAUGUACGCCAAGCGUGCCUUCGUCCACUGGUACGUGGGAGAGGGUAUGGAGGAGGGUGAGUUCUCUGAGGCUCGUGAGGAUCUGGCAGCCUUGGAGAAGGAUUACGAGGAAGUCGGUACCGAUUCUGCUGAGGAUGAAGAGGAAGACGCAGACGGCGGAGAAUAUCGUGAAUGUAUCUCAGUCCAUGUCGGCCAGGCCGGAGUCCAGAUGGGCAAUGCAUGCUGGGAGCUUUACUGCCUGGAACACGGCAUCCAACCUGAUGGUCAGAUGCCCAGUGACAAGUCCCUCGGAGGUGGUGACGACUCAUUCAACGCCUUUUUCAGCGAGACUGGCGCUGGCAAGCACGUCCCUAGAGCCGUUUUCAUCGAUCUUGAGCCCACAGUUGUGGAUGAGGUUCGCACCGGCACCUAUCGCCAGCUCUUCCACCCUGAGCAGCUGAUCACAGGCAAGGAAGAUGCCGCCAACAACUAUGCCAGGGGUCACUACACUGUGGGCAAGGAGCGUAUUGACCUUGUCAUGGAUCGAGUACGAAAGUUGGCUGAUCAGUGCACGGGUCUCCAAGGUUUCCUUAUCUUUCACAGUUUCGGUGGAGGCACUGGCUCUGGCUUCACAUCCCUAUUGAUGGAGCGUCUCUCCGUUGAUUAUGGCAAGAAGUCCAAGCUGGAGUUUGCCAUCUACCCGGCUCCUCAAGUCUCUACAGCUGUUGUGGAGCCUUACAAUUCAGUCCUGACCACCCACACCACCCUGGAGCACACUGACUGCGCCUUUAUGGUCGACAACGAGGCAAUCUAUGACAUCUGUCGUCGCAACCUCGACAUCGGACGACCGACUUACACCAACCUCAACCGUCUAAUCGGUCAGAUUGUGUCCUCCAUCACUGCAUCGCUGCGCUUCGAUGGUGCCCUGAACGUCGACCUAACCGAGUUCCAGACCAACUUGGUGCCCUACCCACGCAUUCACUUUCCGCUUGUUACCUAUGCACCUGUCAUCUCUGCUGAGAAGGCCUACCAUGAGCAAAUGACCGUUGCAGAGAUCACCAACGCCUGUUUCGAGCCGGCCAACCAGAUGGUGAAGUGCGAUCCUCGUCACGGCAAGUACAUGGCCUGCUGUCUACUCUUUCGAGGUGAUGUUGUCCCUAAGGAUGUCAACGUUGCCAUAGCAACCAUCAAGACCAAGCGCACCAUUCAGUUCGUUGACUGGUGUCCAACUGGCUUCAAGGUGGGCAUCAACUACCAGCCGCCCACCGUCGUACCUGGCGGUGAUCUGGCCAAGGUGCAGCGUGCUGUUUGCAUGCUGAGCAACACCACAGCCAUCGCAGAGGCCUGGGCUCGUCUGGAUCACAAGUUUGACCUGAUGUACGCCAAGCGUGCCUUCGUCCACUGGUACGUGGGAGAGGGUAUGGAGGAGGGCGAGUUCUCUGAGGCUCGUGAAGAUCUGGCAGCCUUGGAGAAAGAUUACGAGGAGGUCGGAGUAGAUUCUGCAGAAGGCGAGGAAGAGGAGGGGGAAUACUAA
Acanthaster planci (crown-of-thorns starfish) is the source of this 2840-nucleotide messenger RNA. RefSeq names its product tubulin alpha-1 chain-like. Gene Ontology annotation, molecular function: structural constituent of cytoskeleton; GTP binding. Gene Ontology annotation, biological process: microtubule-based process. The record is from RefSeq and is a predicted model, not a curated record. Gene Ontology annotation, cellular component: microtubule. NCBI's taxonomy places the organism in Eukaryota, Metazoa, Echinodermata, Asteroidea, Valvatida, Acanthasteridae.